This is a messenger RNA of Motacilla alba alba, 2028 nucleotides long. It is a transcript of the gene FBXL12, whose product is annotated as F-box and leucine rich repeat protein 12. The transcript has 3 exons. Gene Ontology annotation, molecular function: protein binding. Gene Ontology annotation, biological process: SCF-dependent proteasomal ubiquitin-dependent protein catabolic process. Gene Ontology annotation, cellular component: SCF ubiquitin ligase complex. NCBI's taxonomy places the organism in Eukaryota, Metazoa, Chordata, Aves, Passeriformes, Motacillidae. The coding region runs from base 368 to 1348 and encodes 326 amino acids. The record is from RefSeq and is a predicted model, not a curated record.
ACAAGUCUGGUGAUUGCUGCUACUGCCACUACGACUGCAUGGCCAGAGCCUCCUCCCGCCAGGGAAGAUUCUGUUUGCUCCUGUCUAGAAGCAGCUCAUUUGCUGGUCAGACUUUCAGAGAAGUCUCCUCAGGCUUCUCCCUUCCUGUUCCAUCCUGUUACAUCAACGGAUGUGAAAAGAGAUCACAGAAACCUGCCACCAAAUGGAGCAAAACAACUUCUGGACAUCAGGACAAGGAGAUCUCUGCUCAGAGACCAUUAGUUGUGGGCAAAAAGCACUCAGUGUGGGCUACAAAAGAGAGAAGUGUGUGUCUGGAGACACUGGGGCAAGGAGGUUGGCAUCAGUGUGAAGUGCACUUGUGAAGGCCAUGGGGUGUCAGAAUAAAGAGAAAAUACAAGUGCGUGUCCACUGGGGUGAGAGGGAAAGAAAACAAGCAGACAACUCCAAGGUGCUGUCUGGUGAAAUGUGUUGUGGUCCAGAGGACAAUGAAGCCUUGCAGAGGGUCUGCCGGCGGUGGCGGCAGCUGGCGCGGGACCGAGCGGUCUGGACGCAUGUGGAUCUGAGCCCUCACCGGAUCACCCGCCGCACGCUGUGGCACCUGGUGCGCCACCGCCUCCCCGACAGCCUGUGCACCCUGCGGAUGCGGGGCGUGCCCCGCUCCGGCGGCAAGCAGCGGCUCCUCUCGCCGGCACUGCUGGCCGCCCUUCGGGAGCGCUGCCCCCAGCUCCAUCGGCUGUGCUUGACCGAGACUGACCUCCGCCACGUCCCGUACGAGAGCAUGCCCGCCUCCGUCACCACGCUGGAGCUGAGCCUCUGCGACAUCCCCGACGCCUGGUUCUGCGUGUCCCCUUCGGUGCCACCGCCACAGGUACAACACCUCGCUAUCCACAGCGUUCCCACCUUUUCUGACCAUCAUCUUCUUGACGUUUCCUCACAGAACCGCUUGAAGACGCUGAGCCUUUGUGGCACCUACCGCAUCACUGAUACGGGGAUCCAAGCAGCGGCUCCACACCUGGAAGAGCUUGAGCGCCUGAUUCUGCGGCACUGCAUCAUUGGCGAUGCUGCCAUGGUAUUCAUCGGGCGCCACAUGAAGCAGCUCCGCUACCUGGAAAUCAGCAAUGCCUACUUCCUGACGAACAGGGGGCUGGUUGCCAUUGUGACACUGGAGCACCUGGAGACCCUGUGCCUUGACCUCUAUGAUUUGGUCUCCCUUGGUACUGUUAUCGCUUUGUUGCAAGUGCUGCCUCGCCUGAACCACCUCAAAUUAGGUGGAACUUGCUUUGAAGAUGAACUCCUCGGUAAAAUUCAGGAGAAUUUCCCACACUGCACCAUAUCUCACACUCUGUGACAGCCUGAAGUUCUAUCCUGUAGCUUUGGGACAGAAUUGGCCUAAAAAUAAUACAGUUUUUCCAGAUAAAUAUGUUAAAGGGCUUGUCAUGUAAAUAAGUUUUUUAACAAGCUUUUGGUAGGAUUCCCCCCUCCUUGUUUUCCAUGGAUCAGAGGAAUAGGAAAGCUGGGAAGCACACCCAACCUUUGGGAACCCUACUGACCAAAACCUGGCUGGGGUGAUGACAAGUUUAAGCUCUGUCUUCCCCUCUUUUUUUCCACUGACGAGGAUUAGGCAGCAGCAGCUUAAUGAAGGCAGAAUUCAAGGAGUGAAGUGAAGCAGCCUUCUGUCACGGAAAAAACAGACCUGGCAGCCAAAACCUCACAAUUACCAAUUCCUUCUCCUUUCCUUCAAAUUCAGAUCUUCAAGUCACUUGUCAGACUGGUCAUGAGGAUUCCUGAACACCUGGUCCCAAGGGUGGGACCCUGUUUGCCCCCAGGCAUUGCUGGGGCUGCUGUUUCCUCUGGGUUUUGCUGGUAACAUCCAUAUUUUCUCAUCACUUUUUACUGUCUGUGUUCACAUCCUCUUCCUCCCCCAUCCCCCAAUAUCCUAACACCAGAUAGCCACCUCAAUGUUAUGUUGUUAUUCUUAAUUUUUAGUUGAUAUUUUAAAGCAAAUAUUGUAUUUAUUUAAAAAAACUU